Messenger RNA from Lepisosteus oculatus (spotted gar), 1711 nucleotides. RefSeq names its product eukaryotic translation elongation factor 1 alpha 1, like 3 (gene eef1a1l3). The record is from RefSeq and is a predicted model, not a curated record. Gene Ontology annotation, biological process: translation; translational elongation. Lineage: Eukaryota; Metazoa; Chordata; Actinopteri; Semionotiformes; Lepisosteidae. Gene Ontology annotation, molecular function: translation elongation factor activity; GTP binding; GTPase activity.
CCUUUGUCGUGAGAGAAAAGGAGAGAACGCAAUUCUUUAAUAGAAAGUUUUGUAUAACUAAACCAGCUGAAGAGACGAAAGUCGUCUAGGUGUAGUCUUACAAUGCCAAAGGAUAGGGUUCAUAUUAACCUUGUGAUCAUUGGUCAUGUGGAUAGUGGAAAAUCCACUACCACUGGUCACCUCGUUUAUAAAUGUGGCGGAGUAGACCCCAGGACUAUCGAGAAGUUCGAGAAGACUGCAAGCCAGAUGGGAAAGGGCUCGUUUAAAUACGCCUGGAUUCUGGAUAAACUGAAGGCGGAGAGAGAGAGAGGCAUCACCAUCGACAUCUCGUUAAUGAAGUUCAAUACUCACAAAUUCUACAUUACCAUCAUCGACGCACCGGGACAUCGCGAUUUCAUCAAAAACAUGAUCACCGGAACAUCGCAGGCUGAUGCUGCGCUCCUAGUGGUCUCUGCGGCCAGAGGCGAAUUUGAGGCUGGUAUUUCCAGGAAUGGCCAGACAAGGGAACAUGCUUUGCUGGCUUACACGCUGGGUGUUAAGCAGCUCAUUGUCUGCGUCAACAAAAUGGAUGUGACGGAGCCCCCUUACAGCCAGAAGCGCUUCGAUGAGGUGGUUCGCAAUGUGACCAUCUACGUGAAGAAAAUAGGCUAUAACCCUACAGCAGUGCCCUUCGUGCCAGUUUCUGGAUGGGCUGGAGAGAACAUGCUGACUCCCUCCAAUAAGAUGCCUUGGUUUAAAGGGUGGAAAAUUAAACGGAAGGAAGGCAAUGCAAAUGGCAAAACCUUACUUGAAGUCCUGGACUCGAUUCUGCCCCCAGUGCGCACAGUCAACAAACCCCUGAGGUUGCCCUUACAGGAUGUUUAUAAGAUAGGAGGUAUUGGUACUGUACCAGUAGGAAGAAUUGAGACGGGGAUAUUGAAGCCAGGGAUGAUGGUGACCUUCUCGCCUGCGAGACUUACUGCAGAGGUUAAGUCGAUAGAAAUGCAUCACCAAGGCCUCCAGACUGCUCUCCCUGGGCACAAUAUAGGCUUCAACAUCAAGAAUGUUUCGGUGAAAAAUCUGCGGCGUGGGGACGUGGCGGGGAAUGCUCAGCAUGACCCUCCCUCUGAUGUCUCCAGCUUUGUUGCACAGGUUAUCAUUUUGAACCAUCCUGGCAAGAUCAAAGCAGGCUACUCUCCAGUUGUCGACUGCCACACAGCCCACAUCAGCUGCAAGUUUGCGGAGCUGAGGGAGAAGCUUGACCGGAGGUCUGGGCAGAAACUCGAAGAUGACCCUCAGGUCCUGGUAUCUGGAGAUGCCGCUACUGUCAACCUGGUACCAAACAAGCCAAUGUGUGUUGAGAGCUUCUUCAAUUAUCCUCCUUUAGGUCGUUUUGCUGCCAGGGACCUGAGGCAGACCAUUGCAGUUGGGGUCAUCAAAUCGGUAGAGAAGGUCAAUGGGAACCCAAAGAAAUCUGUCCAGAAAACCCAAUCCCUUAAAUAACUUUGUUUUUGACCGUGCUGGAUAGAAAUGUUUCGGAGCUUGUGAAUGAAAGUCUGACCUGAGUUCUUGGUUCUAGACCAUGGGGGUUUUGUGAAUCUGUUAACAUAAGCACUUUAAGUUUGCAGUACAGGAAGCUGUUUAUUUUCAAUUUCAUUUUGUGGCUUUGAUUAUAGGGAAUUUGUUCCAAAUGUGGUUUGAGCUCUGUUCAGUAAAUAAAAUUCUCACUGGA